AUGGCGGCUGAGGUGGAUUUUGGGGACUUGGAGCUAUUCGAGGCGUUUGACCCUCAGGAGGAGUCGACCCCGAAGCCGGUUCACGCCCGCUUCAAGGACGAGGAAGCAGAGGAGGAGGAGGAGGAGAGGGGAGAUGGGGAGGACAACGAGAAUGGAGUUGGCGACGCGGAGCUGCGGGAGCAGCUUCGGCACUGCGAGGAAACCAUCCGGCAACUCCGCGCCGAGAAUCAAGAACUUAAAAGAAAAUUGAACAUUCUGACCAGACCCAGUGGGAUACUGGUGAACAAUACUAAGAUAGAUGGACCUUUAUUACAAAUUCUAUUUAUGAACAAUGCUAUUUCAAAGCAGUAUCACCAAGAAAUAGAGGAGUUUGUAUCAAAUUUAGUAAAAAGAUUUGAGGAACAGCAAAAAAAUGAUGUGGAAAAGACUUCCUUUAGUCUUUUACCCCAGCCAUCCAGUGUUGUGUUAGAAGAGGACCAUAAAGUGGAAGAAGCAUGUGACAUUAAAAACAGCAAAGAAGCAUUUAGUGUUGUAGGAAGUGUCCUGUAUUUUACUAAUUUUUGCCUUGAUAAAUUGGGGCAACCGCUACUAAAUGAAAACCCUCAGCUUACCGAAGGAUGGGAAAUACCCAAGUACCAGCAAGUCUUCAGCCACAUUGUUUCUCUAGAAGGGCAAGAAAUACAAGUAAAGGCAAAAAGGCCAAAGCCUCACUGUUUCAAUUGUGGUUCUGAAGAACAUCAAAUGAAGGAGUGUCCAAUGCCUCGGAAUGCUGCUCGAAUAAGUGAAAAGAGAAAAGAGUAUAUGGAUGCCUGUGGUGAGGCAAACAGCCAGAAUUUUCAGCAGCGAUACCAUGCAGAGGAAGUAGAAGAGAGGUUUGGAAGAUUCAAGCCAGGCGUCAUUAGUGAGGAACUUCAAGAUGCAUUGGGUGUGACAGACAAGAGUCUACCCCCUUUUAUCUAUCGGAUGCGCCAGCUCGGAUACCCACCAGGCUGGCUCAAGGAAGCGGAAUUGGAGAAUUCAGGGCUUGCACUCUAUGAUGGAAAAGAUGAUGCUGAUGGAGAAACAGAAACUGGAGAAAUACAAAAUAAAAAUGUCACUUAUGAUCUCUCAAAAUUGGUAAACUAUCCAGGUUUUAAUAUAUCUACUCCCAGAGGCAUUCCAGAUGAAUGGAGAAUGUUCGGUUCCAUACCAAUGCAGGCAUGUCAGCAAAAGGAUGUGUUCGCUAAUUACCUUACUUCUAACUUCCAGUCGCCAUGCUUGAAGUUUGGCAGCAAGCGGUCUUCAUCUCAGUCCAGCCCUAGUAGUCCAAAGAAGCAGAAGAAGGAAGGUGGCUCAGCAGCCUCCCCUGCCGACAUGGAGCUUGACUCAGAUAUGGAGGUACCACCUGGUUCUCAGAGUAGCAGAGCUUUUCAUUUUCAACCACCAUUGCCUCCUGGCACACCUCCUCCACUGCCACAGGGAGCACCUCCAUUCACUCCUCCACUCCCUAAGGGCACCCCACCACUGACUCCCAGUGAUUCACCCCAGACCCGACCCACGGCCACAGCCAUGGAUGAGGAUGCUUUGACACUGGAAGAACUUGAAGAGCAGCAGAGGCGGAUCUGGGCUGCUCUCCAGCAGGCCGAGAGCGGCAACAGUGAUUCCGACAUUCCUGUGGACACGCCUGUGACUGGGAAUUCAGUUGCCUCCUCGCCUUGUCCAAAUGAGCUUGAGUUCCCUGUCCCAGAGGGAAGAGCAUCCGAAAAGCCAGUGCUGGAUGAGCCUGAGGUCAUAGACAUUUCUGCAGAGACAACUGAGCCUGAACAUCCCUCUAGUCCAGCAGCUGAAGCUGUACUCCCAUGUCAGAAGUUAGAGGAAGAACCUGCAGGGGCGGACCCUGAACCUCUUCUUAAUAACGGCAAUGCUAUGUCAAACUGUGACGUUAGGAAUGGAGGCAGUCAGAAGCUUCCUGUGGACACCCAUCCUACAACGGCCACUAAAAUCCACAGCCCUGUACCUGACAUGAGCAAGUUUGCAACUGGAAUAACACCAUUCGAAUUUGAAAAUAUGGCAGAGUCUACUGGAAUGUAUCUGAGGAUCAGAAACUUGUUAAAGAACUCACCCCGAAAUCAGCAGAAAAAUAAAAAGGUCUCUGAGUAACUUCUGACAUAGCACUGAGCUGUUAAUAAUCCCUGACUUGUCUUCUGUGAUUAGUACUUAGAGGAAGACAAAAUGGUUUUCUUAUUGGUCCUUCCCUCAUUGAAAAAGCUACCUGAGGUUAACUGUGAUCUCAACUCAAGCUUGUUUUAAAAAAUGAAAAGACUGGGCCCACUGCUUUGCUGUAUUUUAUUCUCUGACAACCUGCGGGGCAUACAUGAGUUGCUUUAGAGAUAGUUUAAGGUUUAUACUAUUUUUGGAUUGUAAGUGUCCAUCCGGAGUGAAGUUUUUUAUGUCUUUUGUACAUUGUCUUCCCUUUCUACAUUUUGCUAUUAUCCUGUAUAUAUAAGUUUAAUAUAUCAGUUUUAAAAGAAAAUUCUAGCCAUUUUAAAUUCACAUUUCAAUUCCAGCAACCAAAUGAGAAAAUCAGGGCUAAGCAGCUUUAUCCUAUUUGGGAUAUUUUUGUAAGAUUUACAUGCAUGAAUUUUAAUAACACUUUUACUUUUUGUAACUUCAUUCUUCAAAUAUACUAAGUAUGUUCACCUUUGUGCACAAAGGCUUAAUAAAUUAGUUUUCUUAUACAUAAUCAAAGACUUUGAAUACAAAGAAGUGAUUCACAGUUAAAUUUUUACCUUCUACAUAUGGAGGAAAAUCAUGAUUGCAAAAAAUUAGCAGAGGAAACAAAAAAUUACAAAUUUGGCUGCUGUUGGUGGAUUUCAGCCUUAACUAUGAUAAUGUAGAAACAGAC
Nannospalax galili (Upper Galilee mountains blind mole rat) is the source of this 2884-nucleotide messenger RNA. It is a transcript of the gene Zcchc8, whose product is annotated as zinc finger CCHC-type containing 8. Gene Ontology annotation, cellular component: catalytic step 2 spliceosome. The record is from RefSeq and is a predicted model, not a curated record. Gene Ontology annotation, molecular function: RNA binding; zinc ion binding. The transcript is spliced from 14 exons. The coding region runs from base 1 to 2139 and encodes 712 amino acids. Lineage: Eukaryota; Metazoa; Chordata; Mammalia; Rodentia; Spalacidae.